Exserohilum turcica Et28A is the source of this 1288-nucleotide messenger RNA. RefSeq lists its product as uncharacterized. The coding region runs from base 11 to 1237 and encodes 408 amino acids. Gene Ontology annotation, cellular component: cytosol. Gene Ontology annotation, molecular function: tRNA-guanosine(34) queuine transglycosylase activity. Lineage: Eukaryota; Fungi; Ascomycota; Dothideomycetes; Pleosporales; Pleosporaceae. The record is from RefSeq and is a predicted model, not a curated record. The transcript has 7 exons.
CAAGCGUACCAUGGCGCCUGUAUCGAUGCCGUCCGCGCUCACGUUUGAGCUGCUGGGGAAAUGCUCCGUCACCAGAGCACGUGCUGCGACGCUUCACCUUCCUCAUGGCCCAGUCCCACUGCCCAUCUUCAUGCCUGUCGCAACGCAGGCCUCGCUCAAGGGCCUGACGCCAGACCAGCUUGAAGACCAGGGUUGCCGCCUCUGUCUGAACAACACUUAUCAUCUAGGCCUCAAGCCAGGACAAGCAACGCUUGAUGCCAUUGGCGGUGCACACAAACUGCAGUCAUGGCCACAUAAUAUCCUCACAGAUAGUGGUGGCUUCCAGAUGGUAUCGCUGCUGAAGCUCGCCAAAGUGACCGAGGAGGGCGUGCGGUUCCUCAGUCCGCACGAUGGCGAGCCCAUGCUGCUCACGCCCGAACACUCCAUCUCGCUGCAAAACUCUAUCGGCAGCGACAUCAUCAUGCAGCUCGACGACGUGAUUGUCACCACGUCUCCCGACCACGCCCGCAUGCGCGAAGCAAUGGAGCGCUCGGUCCGCUGGCUCGAUCGCUGCAUCCACGCGCACAAAUACCCCGAGCGCCAGAAUCUCUUCUGCAUCAUCCAAGGCGGCCUUGACCUCGACAUGCGCAGAGAAUGCACCGCUGAAAUGGUCGCUAGAGACACGCCUGGAAUCGCUAUUGGAGGCUUAUCCGGCGGCGAGGAAAAAGCCGCGUACUGCAGUGUCGUCAAGACAUGUACCGAGCUGCUUCCGGGGAAGAAACCGCGCUAUGUCAUGGGCGUGGGCUACCCCGAAGACCUGGUCGUAUCCGUAGCCCUAGGCGCAGACAUGUUUGACUGUGUGUGGCCGACGCGAACCGCCCGCUUCGGCAACGCAAUCACUUCACGCGGCUCGCUCAACCUGCGCAACGCCCUCUACGCCCAAGACUUCACUCCCAUCGAGCAGGACUGCACCUGUACUUGCUGCCGCCCUGCAUCCAGUGGCGGCCUCGGCAUCACACGAGCAUACAUCUACCACGUUACUGCAAAGGAAACGGCAGGCGCCCAUCUCCUCACCAUGCACAAUGUGCACUACCAACUUACGCUCAUGCACAACGCCCGAGAAGCCAUUCUCCAGGAUCGAUACCCGCAGUUUCUGAAACAGUUUUUUCACUCGCUGUAUCACGGCGAGAAGAAUAGGUAUCCGACUUGGGCUGUGCAUGCCCUGAGAGGUGUCGGUGUUGAUCUUCUGGCUGAAUAAGUGCGCGGUUGUGAGUUGUGUGAGUAAGUAUGUGUGUUUGGCUUAUGUAGG